CAGAAAGAAACUCUGAAGACAGAAGACAUAAAGUGUGAAAAUAGUUUCAGUGAAGAUGAACGCCCUGCAGAUCACAAGAGGACUCACAGUGAGGAGAAACCUUUCACAUGUCAACCGUGUGGAAAGAGUUUUAGAAUAAAAGCUAACCUUAAAGCGCACAUGAGGAUUCACACCGGAGAGAAACCUUUCACAUGUCAACCGUGUGGAAAGAGUUUCAGAAGAAAAGCUCACCUUAAAGAGCACAUGAGGAUUCACACUGGAGAGAAACCAUUCACAUGUCGUCUGUGUGGAAAGAGUUUCACAUCAAAAUCUGGCCUUAAAACACACAUGAGGAUUCACACUGGAGAGAAACCUUACAUGUGUCAACAAUGUGGAAAGAGUUUCACCUCUCAAUGGAGCCUUCAACGCCACAUGAAAACUCACAGUGGGAAAAAGCCACACACGUGCCACCAUUGUGACAAGAGUUUCCUUGAUACAACUCAUCUUAAGUCUCACAUGAUGAUUCACAGUGAAAAGAAACCUCACGCAUGUCUUCAGUGUGACAAGAGUUUCAUAGAUAAAAGUAGACUUGAGACUCACAUGAGAAAUCAGACUGGAGAGAAACCUUACAUAUGCUAUCAGUGUAAAAGCAGUUUUACAUGUCUAGGUAGCCUUAAGGCACACAUGAAAUUUCACAACAAAGAGAAACCCUUCACAUGCCAUCUGUGUGGAUAUUGUUUCUCAUUAAAAUCUAGCCUUAAUUUUCACAUGAAAAUUCACACCGGAGAGAAACCUUAUAAGUGUCAACAGUGUGGAAAGAGUUUCACCUUUCAAUCGAGUCUUAUCCGGCACAUCAAAGUUCACAGUGGUGAAAGGCCAUACGCAUGCCGGCAUUGUGACAAGAGUUUCCCAGACAAACUUCAUCUUAAGAGACACAUGAUAACUCACAGUGAAAAAAAACCUUUUGCGUGUCUUCAGUGUGAAAAGAGUUUCGGAGAUAAAAAUAGACUUGAGACUCACAUGAGAAUUCACACUGGAGAGAAACCUUUCAUAUGUCUUCAGUGUGAAAAGAGUUAUACAAGCCUAAAUAGCCUUAAGACGCACUCAAUCCUUUCACAUGCCAUCUGUGUGGAAAGAGUUUCACAUUAAAAUCUGGCUUUAAUUUACACAUGAGAAUUCAAACCGGAGAGAAACCUUCCACGCGUCAACAGUGUGUAAACAGACUAAAAAAAUGGACGAUGCGAAGUUCAGUGGGGAAAAGGACCUACGCAUGCCAGCAUUGUGACAAGUUUCCCAGAUACAACUCAACUUUAGAUACACAUGAUGACUCACAUUGAAGAGAAACCUCACGCAUGUCUUCAGUGUGAAAAGAGUUUCAGAGAUAAAAGUGGACUUGAGUCUCACAUGAGAAGUCACACUGGAGAAAGACCUUUCAUAUGUCUUAGUAUAUCUUAGUAUAUCUUAGUAUUUUUGUCUUGUUUUCAGUAAAAAUAUCUAAAAAUUCUUAGAUUAAGAUGCUU
This is a messenger RNA of Paramisgurnus dabryanus, 1499 nucleotides long. RefSeq lists its product as uncharacterized. Gene Ontology annotation, biological process: regulation of transcription by RNA polymerase II. The record is from RefSeq and is a predicted model, not a curated record. NCBI's taxonomy places the organism in Eukaryota, Metazoa, Chordata, Actinopteri, Cypriniformes, Cobitidae. Gene Ontology annotation, molecular function: DNA-binding transcription activator activity, RNA polymerase II-specific; RNA polymerase II cis-regulatory region sequence-specific DNA binding. Gene Ontology annotation, cellular component: nucleus.